Medicago truncatula (barrel medic) is the source of this 1222-nucleotide messenger RNA. Its product is annotated as tRNA-specific adenosine deaminase TAD2. The transcript is spliced from 8 exons. The record is from RefSeq and is a predicted model, not a curated record. Gene Ontology annotation, biological process: tRNA wobble adenosine to inosine editing. Gene Ontology annotation, molecular function: zinc ion binding; tRNA-specific adenosine-34 deaminase activity. NCBI's taxonomy places the organism in Eukaryota, Viridiplantae, Streptophyta, Magnoliopsida, Fabales, Fabaceae. Bases 321 to 857 code for a protein of 178 amino acids.
CAGGAAAUAUGUGCGUUCCUCUUCCCCUCUUUCCCUUCAAAAUUCACGAUCUCAUUGAACUGGCGCCCGCCCGCCGCCGUCCGUCGCUCUCCACCCACCACCGUUGCUUCCACCUCCGCCGUGUGUGUAUAGCUUUCUGGCAGAAGUUCCGUUCACGUAACACCCGUCUCAGCUUACACUCGCUAGUUGCAAAUCCUCACAGUUCAAGGAUAAGAUUUUAUAUAUUGCAUAUGUGCAGAACACAAGCCACUGGAACAGGAUAAAGUAUAACCAUUGUUCUCUGCAUUAUUGUGUUCCGAUUCCGAUUAAAUCAGCUUAAGAUGACCUCUCAAGAAACUCAUAUUUUCAUGGAACUUGCAAUACAACAGGCAAAGUUAGCUAUGGGUGCCCUUGAAGUACCUGUUGGUUGUGUAAUUGUUGAGGAUGGCAAGGUUAUAGCCUCAGGAAGGAAUCGAACUACCGAGACACGAAAUGCUACAAGACAUGCAGAAAUGGAAGCUAUAGAUGUGCUUCUAGAACAGUGGCAGAAAAAUGGACUUUCAAUGACUGAAGUUGCUAAAAAGUUCUCAAACUGCAGUCUUUAUGUUACUUGUGAACCAUGCAUAAUGUGUGCAUCUGCUUUAUCAAACUUGGGUAUAAAGGAAGUCUUUUAUGGCUGUUCCAAUGAUAAAUUUGGAGGUUGCGGAUCAAUACUAUCAUUGCAUUUAAGCGACGCUGUGUCGCCUAAUAAGGGUUUCAAAUGUGCUGGAGGUAUAAUGGCAGAAGAAGCUGUCCUUCUCCUACGAACAUUCUAUGAGCAAGGAAAUCCAAAUGCUCCAAAACCCCACAGGCCUCUAGCACAUCAAACAACAACUUGAAUAAUAACAAAAACUUGAUUUUUGUUUUAUUUUUCUUGCUUUUCUUCCUGGGGAAAGGCAUUUUGUUUAGUUGUGCGAGUUGGUUUUGGCAGUCUCCUUCCUAUUUAUGAAUGGAUAGAUAUAAAUCCCAGAAACCCUAAUGUACAUCAUUGUUUUCCACAAUUUAUAUUGUGGCCUGUCUUGCUUUUUCUUCGUUUUCUAUUCAAUAACUGUUGCUGAUGUGUGGGCGCAAGCCGAUGUUGUGUUGGGAAGUUAAAUGUGGUUAAUUUUGAAAACAUGAUCGAUUAAUGGUUAUACUUUGAACUGAAUAUUUCUUGAUAAACUUUUAAAUUAUUGGAAAGAAAGACACUUUUCAUUUUUGGUAA